AUGAAUCCACAGGUGGAGCACUUGGUCAAAAAGACCUGGGCCAAAUUCUGCUCAACCCCCGAAGACGCCCGCUUAAUGAUCGCCGUCAGCGGCAUCCCAGGCUCCGGCAAGACAGCCCUCGCCAACAUGAUGACCCAACAAAUCAACAAGAUCUACGGCCAAGAAAACCCCAACUCAACACCAAUCGCCACUGCCAUCCCAAUGGACGGCUACCACCUCACUCGCGCCCAGCUAUCCGCAAUGUCAGACCCCGACUACGCAUUCGCGCGCCGCGGCGCAGCAUUCACCUUUGACGGAGAGAAAUUCCUGGCACUCGUACAAGACUUGCGGAGACCGUUGACGCCAUCCUCAAUGACGCUGUACGCUCCAAGCUUCGAUCAUGCAAUUAAGGAUCCUGUUGAUGAUGAUAUACCGAUCCCGGCGUCUUGUCGGGUGAUCUUCUUCGAAGGGAAUUAUUUAAGUUUAGAUAAGGGGCCGUGGAAUGUGGCCGCGGGGUUGAUGGAUGAGUUAUGGUUUGUGGAUGUCGAUUUUGAGAUUGCGAGAUCUAGGUUGGUUAAAAGGCAUGUCAAGGCGGGGAUUGCAGAGAAUGAGGCGGCGGCUGAUAAGAGGGUGAGAGAGAAUGAUUUGGUUAAUGGGAAGGAGAUUGUGGAUUGUAGGUUGCCGAUUCAGGAGAUGAUUUCGAGCAUUUAUGAUCCUACGUGGGAAAAGUCAUAG
Penicillium odoratum is the source of this 714-nucleotide messenger RNA. RefSeq names its product kinase-related protein. Lineage: Eukaryota; Fungi; Ascomycota; Eurotiomycetes; Eurotiales; Aspergillaceae. Bases 1 to 714 code for a protein of 237 amino acids. The transcript is spliced from 2 exons. The record is from RefSeq and is a predicted model, not a curated record. Gene Ontology annotation, cellular component: cytoplasm.